AUGAGUGCAGUUGAAGUACAAUUCAUAAUAAAUUCAGUUGGGCCUAAAAUUAUUAAACAAGAUACAACAAUGCGCUUAGCAAUACCUGUAUAUGGACGUAUUAUGGUCACUCUCCGAUUUCUGGCAUCAGGCGAUUCUUACAGCAGUCUUCAAUACUUAUUUCGAAUUCCAGUCUGUACAAUUGGCACGAUUGUGAAAGAAGUAACAUUGGCUAUCUACGAAAUUUUGAAGGAGCCUUAUUUGAAAUUUCCGAACACAAAAAAUGAAUGGUUGAGUACAGCUAACUCAUUCGACUCCCGAUGGAAUUUUCCUCACUGUGUAGGAGCGGUUGAUGGAAAACAUGUUUCUAUACAAAAUCCACAUAACUCUGGCAGUCAUUACUUUAAUUACAAGGGUACUUAUAGUAUUGUACUAUUGGCCGUUGCUGACGCAAAUUAUAAUUUAAUAUACUUUGAUAUUGGUUGUAACGGAAGAAUUUCUGAUGGAGAAGUAUUCCAAAACUGUUCUUUGAGUCAUGGUCUCGAAGAUGGAAGUAUUGAAUUACUCGUUCCAUCCCCUCUUCCCGGUAGAGAUAAACCUGUUCUAUUCUGUUUCGUCGCUGACGAUGCUUUCCCUAUGAAACCUUAUAUUUUGAAACCAUAUCCUUUUCAAAAUCAACCAGCUCCUAAUCGUAUUAUUAAUUAUAGAUUAUCAAGAGCUCGACGUAUAAUUGAAAAUGUAUUUGGAAUUAUGGCCAAUAAAUUUUGA
Leptinotarsa decemlineata (Colorado potato beetle) is the source of this 747-nucleotide messenger RNA. Its product is annotated as protein ALP1-like. The record is from RefSeq and is a predicted model, not a curated record. NCBI's taxonomy places the organism in Eukaryota, Metazoa, Arthropoda, Insecta, Coleoptera, Chrysomelidae.